AAAAUUAAAAUAUACUUAUCUCUCAUUGUAAAGGCUACACCUUCUACCUUCUUCUUCCCUCUUUUGUUUUCCAAUUUUCCUCACAUAAUUAGGGCAAUAUUAGCAACCUAAUAGCUGACUGAUCUCAUUGAUCAUAUAACUGUGAGGAAACGUGUCAUAUUAGAGGUCUAAUGAAAAACGUUGAAAAGAAUUUCCAAAUAUCAAUGGCCUGUUUGGCUGUAGUUAUAGUAUUUAUAGGUUUGUACACUCAAUCUUUAAACAAAAUUAUAGUCACUUACUUUAUUGGUAUUUUAGGGAUCCUUGGUGUGUUUUUACCUGAUUGGGAGUCCUUUGAUCAAAGUGUCUCGCAUUGGGGCACUCCUUUCAAAGUGGAUGAGUUCACCACUGAGUCUUGCAGAUCGGUCAGGUUUAGAUUUUAUCCAGUCAGAAUGGCUAUCUUCACAAUUUUAUAUGGAUUUGGUGUAUACAAGUGGUGGAUGUUUAUAUCCACUCAAUAAAUUCACAUUAAUGCACCCAUAUUUGGUAGUUUUUUUUUUCUUUUUUUUUGUUGGGUGUGUGUUUGAUUUUAACAUCUUUAGAUUAAGAGUCAGACUGCAAAUAAAAACAAAAGAGAGGAAUUGUCCCUUUAUGUAUAUAUAAUAAGUAAUUUUCGACAU
This is a messenger RNA of Solanum tuberosum (potato), 656 nucleotides long. RefSeq lists its product as uncharacterized. Gene Ontology annotation, cellular component: signal peptidase complex; endoplasmic reticulum membrane. Bases 171 to 497 code for a protein of 108 amino acids. The record is from RefSeq and is a predicted model, not a curated record. The transcript is spliced from 2 exons. Gene Ontology annotation, biological process: anther wall tapetum development. Lineage: Eukaryota; Viridiplantae; Streptophyta; Magnoliopsida; Solanales; Solanaceae.